CCGGAAUUGGAACACCUUUCAAAGGGAAGUACACAAGAGUGUACAUGUAAAAAAGGCUGUAUGCAGGGUUAUUGCUAAAAUACUGUGAAACAAAUUAAAAAUAUAGAAAAUAAGAGACUCGGGCCUCAUGAAUUAUGCCCCGCUAUUGUGCUGCAAAACUCUGUAAAAAUCGAGGAGGCUUGCCUUCGAAAGACAAUAAGAAAAUUAGUUUCUAUCCGUUCCCACUGCAAGACCAAGUACGACUUCAGCAAUGGGUAAUUAACAUGAAACGCGAAAACUGGACACCGAGUAGACAUCAAUACCUGUGCAGCGAUCACUUCACGGAGGACUCUUUUGAUAUGCGUUGGGGAAUACGGUAUUUGAAGCACAGCGCUGUACCUACAAUUUUCCCUUUAUCAUGUGAUCAACACGAAGAACAAUCUAUGCAGGAUGAGUGGAAUAGACGUCAUGUUAAAAAGAAAGCAAGACCUAAAGAGAAGAUGUCUGAUAUCAAAGAUACUAAUAAGUCUGUCAGGCCUUCCUCACCUUCUAAGAAGAAAGCGCUCAUUUUGAAAAAUGAAAUUCCCAAAGAAAAAGAAGAUAGAUGUUACACUGAAUGUCCUAGAGAGGAAAACAUAGUAAAAAAUGACAAAAAUGAGACUGAAGGUGACGUAUGCCAGAUCAAGACUGUUUUUCUCAUAGAAGCUCUUGAACCGGAAGGAACGUCAUCUUGUGAGGUUUUUGAAAUCAAUACUUCAUUUGCAGAAACCAAAUACAAUACCCAACUGACAAAUGAUGAGUCUGAAGGAGUGAGGACAUUGGUAACUCCUACAUCCCUUUCUGGCAGUGGGUCCAGUGAUACACAGCGCUGUCCUGAAUCAGAUUCCCCUGUGACUGUGGAUUAUGCAGAAAUCCCAGGUGCUUGUAGUUCAGAUGAAACAUCACAUGAAAGACUGAAAACAGCUCUCAAAGAGACAAUUAACAUGCUUCCUCUCAGUCUGCAUAGGAAAUAUAGCAGAGAUUCUGCAGAGGAAUCUGAAAGGGAGAUCUGCAGUGCAGAUCACAUUUUACUUUAUGAGCAUUCAUACUCAAAGCAAGACAUUGACAAAGACCACCUAUGGACCAAGAUCGCCAGUCUUCACACAAAGAUAACACAGCUGGAAAAAAAAGAGGAGAAAACUGUAGCUAAAAUAAACUCUCUGGAAAAUGUAAUAGCUCAGUUGAAGAAGGAGAACAUUGUUUGUGAAGAAAAGAGGAGAGUCCUAGAGAACUACUUCACAUCUCUUGAAUUUGCAAUGGUUCAGUGAUUAUAUCCUUCACUGUGAAGCGAACAGACUCCAGCCCAUAACAGUCAAUGGUGCAAAAUCGGUUUGUAUUUUGUGUAUAGAUUUUGCCUGUACUUUGGCCAUUAAAAACUGCAUAUGCUGUUGUGUAAGAUAAUAUACAAAUCAACAUUAAAAUAUAAACAAGUGAAGGUUAUGCAGUCUUGUGGUUAUGUUUGUAUUUGAAAAAUGUACCCCCCUAUUAAAACAAAUUAGGCAUAGUAGGUUAACUGCAUAAUUUUUACUUGGAACAGUUUAACAAAUUAGUGACUAUUAUUAUGAUAACAUCUAUUGUAGUGCAUAUAUACUGUAAUUUAACUUGGAGCUUGAGAAUCAUGUAAUCAGGUAAUAUAUGAGGCUCAUAUUACACAUGAGCCUUAUUUCAAACUUUUUUUUUACUUUUCAGUGUGGAAUCAAUCUCUGAUUCUUCCAUAAUACACAUAGCAUAUUUGCUUUUUAUAUAAUGUUGUACAUGCAUGGUAAACAAACACUGAAACACAAGAGUAUUUGUUUUACAUUUGUUGUUAACUCUCAGGCCUCUUAUUCUGUAAAUGGUGACAUUCUGUAUGAGAUUAAACUAAUGGUGCAGCAUUAAAUGGAAGUUAAAUUUACAUUCCACUCUGAAUAUAUGUGUAUUUUAAAUAUAAUGUGCACAAGUUUACACUAAUUAAUUUAAUCUGUGAAUUUGUUAACAUGAAAUUCACAACAGACUUAAUCAUAAAUGAAGUGAAGGAAGGUUUACAGGUACUUAAUGAUCCAUGAAAAUCAAAAUUUAGUAUGUAUGUCUAAGAAUGUACUACACCUUUAUAAGAAAUGUGAUGUCAAAUUAUAUUAUUAAGAUCUCACAUGCUUCAAAAUUCAGGAUGUUAAAAUUCUUUGAGGGUCUUGAACGUUACAGCAAACCUUUUGAAUGUAGAAGUUGUUAGCAAGGCUUAAAAUGACGCCACAGAUACAAAUUCAGACUUCAUCUUAACUUGUACACUUAAUUAAAGAAUACAGUAUGUUGUUUAUUUUUUGUGACAUUUGGUGCUUCUUAAGAUUCCUGUAAAUAAAGUUUCUUUUUUACUUUG
This is a messenger RNA of Lepisosteus oculatus (spotted gar), 2371 nucleotides long. RefSeq names its product THAP domain-containing protein 5. The record is from RefSeq and is a predicted model, not a curated record. Gene Ontology annotation, cellular component: nucleus. Lineage: Eukaryota; Metazoa; Chordata; Actinopteri; Semionotiformes; Lepisosteidae.